AUGUUAGAUGUAGAAGUUGUCCCGGAGUUGGGUAUACGCCACAAACUAUGGGAGUUUGUACUGGGGAUGCCCAUUCAACAGAUGAUUGACAUAUUAAGAAAACAAGACUAUAAUAUAAAAAAUGUUGACUUCUGGUAUAAUGACAAGGACCCUUUCAGUUUAAAUUUGGUUUUGGUUCUCUCUGGAGAUGGUAUGAAGUUUCAUUUCGACCCAUUUCUACAAAGACUAAGGAUAAUUGAAGUCUACGAUCUGUCUUCCAUUACUUUGCGUUAUUGGUCACAGUAUUUCAACAGCCCUUCUGUCCUUCCAACUAUGCAGGAAGUACUGAGGAUUUUUGGCUCGACCAAACCACUUGCUCCAGCAGAAUCAGAUGGGGACUACCAACUAACCUAUCGGGGUAUUACUUUCAUUUUAAGGAAAUUCGCUACUGGUAUAACUGGAGGAAGUCGAGAGUCAAUCGAAUCAAAAUCAGAUUUACUCGUCACACGGUUGUUCAUUUACCUUGGCAGUAAUUUAACAGAAGCUAAAGUUCCAGUUGAAUUACCCAGUGCAUGUUACUUACAAAAUGUUUUCUUGGAAAGACUUCAGGUGAACAGGUCAAAUAAUGCGACAACAAGUUUGACAUUACACCUUGUUGCUCAAGAUUUAAAUGUGAAUCCUAUACGUGAACCACAAGUUCGUCGAUUUACUCGAUCUUUAACUUUUGGAGAUUCUGAUCAGGAUGUCCUUUCAGCUUUAGGUUCACCAAGUCGUGUAUUCUAUAAAACUGAAGAUAAAAUGAAAAUUCAUUUGCCACAACCACAUCGACUUGUACAACCCAAGAAAUCGGAUUAUUUUUACAAUUACUUUUCAUUAGGUUUAGACAUUUUAUUUGAUGCUCAAAGACAUGAAGUAAUGAAAUUUGUUUUACAUACAAAUCAACCUGGAGAGUAUACAUUUAACACAUAUUAUCGGUGUCUUUUUGAAAUCCCAAUACCGAUUGUAAAGUCAUCGAAUGAGAAUAUCAAUGUAAACGCUGAUGUUGACGAUGAGAAUCCAUCAGAAGUAAAACGUAAUCAAAGUCAUGAAACCAAGUACUUGAUAACACCAUUCUCAAAAUGGUCUGAUGUACGACAACAUUUGGAUUCAUCUGUGGAUACUGAACCGGUGGUUAUUUACAGAGAAUCGAAACCACAACAGAAUCCUUUUGGUCCAACACAUGCCUACGGCUAUCAGGAUAUCAUUUUUGAGAUAAUACCAAGCAGUGAAUGUAUCGCCUCAGUGACAUUGUACACACCAAUUCAUCUUUCAAAUAAUAAGCCUAAGUAAUUCAUCAAUUGUUGGAGAGAAAAAAGAGUGCCUAACAUCCCGGAGAAUAGUCAAAAAAAAACACAACAGCAAUAUGAGAUUUUCGCCACAUGUGUAUUAUUCUAUUUUCUACGCUUGUAUCUUUCUGCUUCUCUUAUUCUCUUAUCUUUUUGACAGACGCAGGAUAAUCAUGACCAAUAAUAAUAACUAUUUUGCCAUUAUUAUUAUUUUACUAAUUUUUAUUAGAAAAUGUCGGCUUUUUGGUGCCUCUCUGAUAUAAUCAGCAAUAUAAUGCUUGUACAUAGACAUUUGUUUUCAUAAAAGUAUAAAUAUAGAC
Trichobilharzia szidati is the source of this 1624-nucleotide messenger RNA. The record is from the annotation of a GenBank genome assembly. Lineage: Eukaryota; Metazoa; Platyhelminthes; Trematoda; Strigeidida; Schistosomatidae.